CUUUGAUGAUGAGAAGCAAGUGAUUCUCAUAACAUUAAAUCAGUAAAAAUAACAGAUAUAAAUAAUAUAAUCAUCCCUUAUGUUGGUUAUGGCUACUUUUUUAAUAAUAUGGGGGUUUUUAUCAUGUUUUCCCACAGUACUACCAGAUGAGAGAGAAUUUCAAUAUGCUGCUAAAAUGAAUAAUUUGGAUACCAUGGAAAAGCUGUUUAAAAAGAAUGUUGAUAUAAAUGCUGUAGAUACUCUGAAGCGCACUGCAUUCCAUUUUGCUGUUGCGGGAGGCCAUGUGUCCGUGGUGGAUUUUCUUCUUCAUCACAAAGCUAGACUUGACAUGGCAGAUCAGCAUGGCCUGACAGUGAUUCAUCUUGCAGCUUGGACUGGAAAUCUGGAUAUUAUGCGAAAAUUGGUUAAAGCAGGUGUUGAUCAAAAGGCUAAGAAUGAGGAAGGAAUGAAUGUACUGCAUUUUGCCGCUCAGAGCAACAGCAUUAAAAUAGUUGAUUAUUUCCUGCAAGAUCUGCAUCUGAAUGACCUGAACAAACCUGAUGGGAAGGGUAGAAAGCCAUUUCUUUUGGCCUCUGAAAAAGGCCAUGUUGACAUGAUAAAAAGUUUGAUUGCUCUGAAGCUAUUUACGUCUGAAAAAGAUGAGGUGGGAAACACAGCAUUGCAUUUAGCAGCCAAAAAUGGUCACAGUGAAGUUGUAGAAAUUCUUCUUGAACAAUGGGAAGAAAUAAAUGACCUCAAUCAGAAUGGAGAAACUCCAUUUUACUUGGCUGUUGAAGGAGGUCAUGAAAAAUGUGCUGAACUCUUACUGGAGGCAGGGAGUGACAUCAAUGUUUCAACUCAGAACAAUAGCAAUGCUUUGCAGGUUGCAAUUCAGAAUGGACAUCUAUCCUUGGUUACUUUUCUUAUUGAUAAGAAUAUUGACCUGGUUGCUAAACCUGAGCAGAAGAAUUCCCCUCUCCAUUUAGCCAUUAUCAGUAAUAAUCUACCGGUAGUAAAAAGCCUUUUGGAUGCCAAUCACGACAUAAACUCCUUAAAUCACAGGCAGGAAACCCCUCUACAUCUGGCAGCUGAUCUUGGCAAUGUGGAAUUGGUGGAAAUGCUGCUGAAGUCAGGCUGCAAUCUCAAGGUCAUGGAUAAGCAUGGAAAAACUGCAUUAGCCACAGCAUCAAGGAGCCAUCAUGCCCUCAUUGUAGAUAUGAUCAUUAAAGCAGAAAGGUAUUUUGCCAUGAAACAGACACAUCUAGCCCAUAGUGGUAAUGGGUCAGACUUCAGCGUGUCCUUCAAACAAGAUCACAGUACACAGACCAAGCAAAUCCGUUCCUCCCUUUGGAAUUUAGCAUAUAACCAGUUAAAACCCCGUGAAUGGAAAAAACUGGCUGUGUUCUGGAAGUUCACUGAUGAACAAAUUAAAGCUAUUGAAGAACAGUGGACAGGGAAAAAAAGUUACAAGGAACAUGGAAACAGAAUGUUGCUCAUCUGGUUACAUGGUACGUUGCUGGUUCAUCAGAAUCCUGUUAAACAUCUAUAUGAAGAUCUGGUGGAAGCAGGACUUCAGCCUUUAGCUGAGAAGAUCAGAGCUUCGAUUUGCAUUGGCAUGGACUCCAGGAAAUGUGUCAUUUCAUGAGUUCAUCAACAAAACAUGGCAUAUAUGAUGGAAUUACGUGCCAGAUGGAAAGUGGCUUUCAAAUAUCUUUUUGGGAAACAAAAAACCUAUUUUGAAGCUGUACAGCUUUUUCCACCCUAGAAAAACUUUUACUCCUGAAAUGCUUGCUAUAUACAAAUAUAAAAAAUUUAAGAGCGAAUGGCUGACUGGCAGUUUAUAACUGCUAAGCAAGACUCACCACUUACAAUUUCUACACCUGACCUAACAGCCAUAAACUAAUUCUGUAUUGGAACUGCAAAUUCAGCUACUUUGUGUUUGAUGUGAAAUGUAAAUAAGAUGUUUUCUACAUGGAAAAAAUCAAAUCUAAUAAGUGAAAAUUACGUGUAUAAAUCAAUUAACACUUCCAGAAAUAAGCUAGCAUCUGGCCUCACUCGGGAUUCAGGUUUUUACAAAUUCUUGCUAGGAAUAUGACAAAUCUCUCUACUGUAGCAUUUGAUUUAUGUAGUGAACAAACACAAAAAUGUCACAUGUAAACACCACGUGUGGCUGGCUGCAGAAUUUUCUAUCAUGGCAAAACACUGUAUACAUACCCCCAAAAGAGCAUUCAGUAUUUAAUACACAACAAAUCUAGCAAUUAUUUACCUAUUUCUUGUUCAUAUCUUGAAUUAAUACUUGGCAGUGUCCUGCUGAAUAUGUUUAAAGGUUUUCUUAUUACUGAAUAUAUUUAAUAUCUGAAAAAUUAUGUAAAUGUCUAUCUUUAUGAUCUUCUUUAUAACAUAGUAGCAAUAGUUUUAUCAUGUAAUGGAGGAAUGGAAUUGCCUUUUCUGUUUGAAUAUAGCUAGCAUUAUUUUGUGCUGAAUCCUACCCUACUGUUUGUACUAAAAAGGUGAUCUGUAUCUUAGUCUGAAUUCCUAACUGCCCUCUUGUGUGCAACCUUCUUUGACUCGGUUGCAGAGCAUCCCAGGAAUAUGAAGAACAGAGAGUUAAGGUUUUGGAAUUAGGGAUCUAAACUACAGAUCUUUGGAACUCUACAUAUUCAUCAGGUUCUGCAACAUAAACUUGGAAAAUGAAAAUGUUUAAGAAUUUGAUGGACUGGGUACCUCACCUAGCCUAAACUGGACCCUCAGUGUGGAUGAUGCAACCCUGCUGUUUUCCAUUUAAAUACACUGUUGUAGGAUAUAAUUAAGGUACAUGUCAAGUACACUUACUUGCAUAAGCAACUAAAAGUAUUUGUAACAAAAAUAAAUUUCAUUUUCUCUUGAACA
Messenger RNA from Sturnus vulgaris (Common starling), 2868 nucleotides. It is a transcript of the gene ANKDD1B, whose product is annotated as ankyrin repeat and death domain containing 1B. Gene Ontology annotation, molecular function: protein binding. Gene Ontology annotation, biological process: signal transduction. NCBI's taxonomy places the organism in Eukaryota, Metazoa, Chordata, Aves, Passeriformes, Sturnidae. The record is from RefSeq and is a predicted model, not a curated record.